CUGUCGCGGCCGAGUGGUCGGGACGGUGGAGGUGAAAUGCAGACGAAGGGAGAGAUUCACACCUUGGCGAGAGGCGAAGUGGCCGCCGCCUGGGCCCUGGAAGUGGCCGGCUAUCCCGCGGAAGAGGCGGCCAGUUUAGAGACGCUGGAAUACAGGCAGAGGGAGGCGGGGGAGUUGUUCCUGGGGAAUUUUAUCAAUGGGAAGCUGAUCGGAUUUAUCUGUGGGACUCGUUCAGUUGUGGACCAUCUCACUGCAAGGUCUAUUGAAGUCCAUGAACCCACGGGGACCACCGUCUGCAUUCACUCGUUGUGUGUGGACCCUGUGCAGCGACGCCAUGGAAUCGCCCUGCGCCUGCUCCGGCACCUUGUGGAGACCGUACCUCGCGCCCAUCCCACUGUGAGGAGGAUCUGUCUCAUCAGCCACCAGCACCUCCUGCCCCUCUACACCAAGGCUGGCUUCACCGUGCUUGGCCCUUCCUCUGUGACUUAUGGUCCCGACCCCUGGUACGAAUGUGCCAUUGACCUAAGCUGACAGCCACCAGCUCACGGAAAGUGGCCAAACAAGUCGAUAGGGUGGUAAAGAAGGCGUAUGGCAUGCUUGCCUUCAUUGGGUGGGGCAUUGAAUAUAAGAAUUGGGGCAGGGGAGGAGCGAUGGGAAGCCUGGGGAAAAAUAAGGAAAAACUUGGGGCAGCUGUCAUAAGGCAAGCAGAGAUCUUGUCUGGCUAUCUUGGGAAUUCAUGGCACAUAGAACAGCACAGGAACAGGUCCUUCAGCCCACAAUGUCUGUGCCAAACACGAUGCCAAAUUAAACUAUUAUGCCUGCACGUGAUCCAUACCCCUCCAUUCCCUGCAUAUUCGCGUGUCUAACAGCCUCUUGAACACCACUAUCGUAUAUGCUUCCAUCAGUCGACCCAGGCCCCUGCACAUCUUCAAACUUUCCCGCACGUCUCAUGUCCUCUAAUACUUUACACAUCUACUCUGGGAAAAAGAUUCUGACUAUCUACCCUAUCUAUGCCUCUCAUAAUCUAUAAACUUCUAUCAGGUCUCCCCUCAGCCUCUGACACUCCAGAGAAAACAAGUUUGCCCACCCUUUCCUCAUAGCACAUGCUCUCUAAUCCAGGCAGCAUCCUGGUAAACCUCUCCUGCACCUUCUCCAAAGCCUCCACAUUCUUCCAAUAAUGGGGUGACCAGAAUUGAAUGCAGUACUCCAGAUGUGGCCUCGUCAAUUGUGGCCUUUUGCCCAUCAUCCGUUUCAACUAUUGUUGUGGUGUCUUCGUCACUGGGCCAUAAGUCAGUAUCUCUCCCCACUGCCUCACUUUUUCUCUUUUAAAACCUCUCUCUUUGACCAAGCUUAUGGUCAAUAUCUUCCUGUCAAAUUUAGUUUGAUGAUCCUGUGAAACACCUUGGGGGAUUAGUAUAUAAGAAUGUAACAUUAACGUAGGCUCCUGCACUUGGAUAGCCUGCCCCUCUGUAGUCACACAGUUUAGUCCUUGGCAUGAAUAAACAGUGUUGGUGUACAGUUAUGCGGUAAUAAACUCUUACAGG
Messenger RNA from Pristis pectinata (smalltooth sawfish), 1544 nucleotides. Its product is annotated as serotonin N-acetyltransferase-like. Gene Ontology annotation, cellular component: cytoplasm. The record is from RefSeq and is a predicted model, not a curated record. Gene Ontology annotation, molecular function: aralkylamine N-acetyltransferase activity. Bases 37 to 531 code for a protein of 164 amino acids. The transcript has 2 exons. Lineage: Eukaryota; Metazoa; Chordata; Chondrichthyes; Rhinopristiformes; Pristidae.